AUUCUUCCCAGCCCCCCGGAGACUAUUGCCUUGCACUGUUUUGGGCGCCUAUUCUAAUGACCCAAUCUCUUGAAGGGUCUUCAAAUUACUCGGUUUCCAGAGAAACGUCGUGUUCUCGGGGGCUGAGGGGGGCGAUGCAGACUAGAUCCGUUGUCUCCCCAUAACUUCCGACAGCCGACGCAACCUCACUCUGGAACGACCCAUUGAACUGAAAGGCAAUGGCACAGGAUGCGCGCACCUCGCGCGCACAUUCUCCAAGCCCAGGUCCAGUCUUAGAUACUCAGCUAAACGAGAAGCUAAGCGUUGUAGAAUGGAUGUCCGGACCGCCCGAUCUCACUCAAAACGAACAGGGUAAUCAUGAUCCAUUCCCUGAAUUCCAUCGCAAUGGCGCGGUUGAAGUGUCGCCCAAAGUUUUGCGCAAGUUAGAGGACUCAAUGACGGAGGGUAGACAAGAUAAAGAAUCUUCAGAAAGGAAAUUGCGAUCACUUCCGGGUUGGAUCCAAUCUGUCGAUUACAAGGAGCCUGAGGGUGAAUCAUCUGCUACCUCCCAGCUACUGCCUUCACAUCCCAAUGAGGCUGUUGUAGCCCAGCAUAACCACUCGCCGUAUACCACUUCAAAAGUGAAUUACUCGAGUGGAGGGGUAAGCUUGGACGAAGAGCGCGCUCGUGAAUCCCGCUGGAAAAAUUUCUCUAAAUCAAUUGCUUAUCCUCGGGAACCUGGUGCUGAGGAAAAACUUGUCACCCCCGAGUGGCUGAAUGAGAACCACACCGAUUACUCGACACCAUGGCGUGGAAGACUAGAAGACUGGGGGGAUGAGGAUACCGAAGAUCCGUUGAAAAAGAAACGACGGAGAGAGAUUUGGUUCAAACGCUUGCAUCAUACCUUAUUGAAGAGCCCGAUAGUUCCCUUAGUUUUUCGCCUAACGGUGUGGGUCUUUUCCCUCACGGCUCUUGCCCUUGGAGGAUCCAUUCAACACAUGGUGCAUGAGUAUGUGCAUCCCCAGGGACCCUCUGCGCUAAUGGCAAUCAUCGUUGAUGCCGUGGCCCUGGUCUACCUGGUGUAUAUCACCUGGGAUGAAUAUACUUCUAAACCGCUUGGUCUUCGCUCCCCGGCGGCCAAGGCAAGGCUUGUCCUUCUCGACAUUUUCUUUAUUGUCUUUGAUUCUGCCAACUUAAGUUUGGCCUUUGAAUCCCUGUCCACCGUUAGCGGUGCAUGUACUGUCGGGGAGAUUAACCAACAGGUUGCUCCUAAAAACGAUGCAAUAUGCGACCGACAAAUCGCGCUUGCCAGUGUUCUAUUAAUUGCUCUUUUGGCUUGGCUUACAACAUUCGCCAUUAGUGUUCUAAGACUUGUAGACCGUGCUGCUCAGUGAUUUCUCCUGUUUUGUACUUGUGCUAUCUAUUGGCCGCACCAUAUUCUCUUUGUUUAGUCUUCAAGGUCUCCCUACCCAUACCCGCUUUGCCUUUUUGAUAGGGACGUCUACGAUUUUAUUCUCUUCUUCUACCACCUCUAUUACAUUCUAUUCUUUUCUUCUUAUUCCCUUGGACCUACUUUGCUUCCACCUUUCAUUUCAUUUCUUCUAUCACGUUCCCUCCCCCUUUUCUCUUCCCCAGGUUUUGGGCCCUGGAUAGCAACGGCCGCGCACAUGUGAUGGUUAUGUAUGUAUAUACUAGUGAAACGAUGGAAUAUAAGCUUCAAUGAUAACCGGAGAA
Messenger RNA from Aspergillus alliaceus, 1713 nucleotides. RefSeq names its product phospholipase D regulator. Gene Ontology annotation, biological process: positive regulation of catalytic activity. The record is from RefSeq and is a predicted model, not a curated record. NCBI's taxonomy places the organism in Eukaryota, Fungi, Ascomycota, Eurotiomycetes, Eurotiales, Aspergillaceae. Gene Ontology annotation, cellular component: fungal-type vacuole; cell periphery. The coding region runs from base 219 to 1373 and encodes 384 amino acids. The transcript is spliced from 3 exons.